GUCCCCUCGCACUCUUUCUCUUUUUCUUUCUCUCUCUCACUCACACUUAUUCCUAUUCUUACUCUGGAUCCCAGUUGGAUCUUACUUGUCUUGGCGGCGGCAUUUACUGGUAGCUUGGGAAAUCCACAGCUACAAGUGGAUUGUUUCAAUGAUAUUAUAAACGGGACGGAAAGCGAUAAAAAAAGAUAGGGAUAAUUCAACAGAAUCAAAGAAUAUUUACGUAUAUAUAAAAAUAGAUAAAAACAUUUAUAUAUAAUCAUCUUUGAAGUUUGUGAAAAUAUUAAACUAACUGAGAGUACGUAAACUGUAGUAAGAUCGGGUGGCAAUCCUAAAACUGCUAACAGCCGUUACGCAUUCAUACAUAUCCACUUCGACAGGUACAUUGUUCAGGGUAAUUAUUUUUUGACAAACAGAAAGGAAAUUAUUUUGUUGGAAGAUAUCAGUUAUACUGGACAAACAAGAUAGAUCCAGUGGCACUAGAUAAGAUAUAGUAUAAAUACUAUUUUGCGAGGGAGACAUCAAAUUGUUGAAAAUUUUUCGUCAUACCGGGAAGCUUUUCUGUUGUAAUUGGAGAUAACAUUUGUCUGAUAGCAUCUUUUACAAGGAAUUUUGGUGACACUGUAUUGAUACUUAACGGCUUCUAAGUAACGCAACAUCUACUGCGAGACAAAAUUACUGUGUAAUUUGUACAUACUCACAUAUUAAGGUGUACAAUUUCCCUCGGAUCUUGGAUUUUACUUUAAAAAGCUCUCCAAAAGAAUAUAAGUGUUUCUGAAGUAUCUUUGAAUUCAUCAAAAUGUCGACACGAAUUCCUAUUUUCAAAGACGAUCUAAGCUUUGAAGAUCGUCAAUCUAAAGUUUGGGAAGACAUGACCAGAGAUAUGGACAGACGCCGCCGAGAAUGGGAAAAUGAAAUUGAAAAUGUUCGCAAGGGUUUCUUCUCUUUAAAACCCAAUGGUAAGUUUGAUAACAUCGCAAGUCGAUUAGGAGAUGUUGAUUUUGGAGUUGGGAGCAGUAUUGCUUCCGGCAUAAAACCAGGUGUAUGCGGAGACUUUGACGAUGCUACAGGUAUUAUUGAGAAAGAUGCUAACGGGAGACCUGUCUUCAAAGUACGCUUUGAUGUCCGAGAUUUCAAACCAGAAGAAGUCAAUGUCAAAAUGGACGUCGAUAAAAUGCAAGUCCAUGCUAAACAUGAAUCGAAGACAGGAGGGUCUUCAGUGUCUCGCGAGUACUCUCGAUCUGUAAAUAUACCCAAAGAUAUCGACCCAAUGAAUCUACAAUGCACGAUGUCGAAUGACGGUAUAUUGAGUAUCGAAGCACCAUUACCUCUACCCGAAUAUGCAGCCCUAAACGACUCGCCAAGCAGAGGAUCGAUUGGUAGUGCUAUGUCGCCACCGCCGAACUCGGCCGCUCACUCGACAUCGAUCAACAACAGCGCCACACGUCCAGUCAUUGAAGAAAAAAAAUAUAAAGAUGAAAUCGAUAUUGAAGAUUAUAACCCGGAAGAGAUCACUGUUAAGACACUAGACAAGAAGUUGGUAAUAACUGCUCGUCGAGAGGAGAAAAUCGGUAACCGCACUACAACUAAAAACAUGAGCAAAGAAUCUACCAUACCUGACAAUGUCGAUCCGCUCUCUGUAAAAGCGUUCUUUGCUGAAAACGGUCGUCUGCUUAUAGAAGCUGUCUAUAAAUCUGAUCCUCGCUGCGGAAGUCCCCUUACUCGUACAGAUACCCACCACACAUGAUUGCCACUAUAAACAGUUCACAUGUGUUUCAAUCGACAAUUAUGUAUUAAAAUUUAAAAAAAAAAAGAUGGUAAAAAAUGGUAAGCAAAAAUAAAUCAAGAAGAAACGGAAUCGUAAUAUUGUUUCUGUCAAAUAAUGAUUUUUUUUUUAACGACAUGACGGCCGCUCUCUGCUCGACUGGAAGACAAUUUUUGUUGCCGUCCAUUAAUUUUUUUAAAAUUUAUUUAUUUCUUUAUCUCUUCUAUCGAAGCUGAUGAAUAUUUGUUGUAUUUUUGUUCCACAGAAAUUAUAUGCAACCGAACCCUCUUUUUUUCGUUUUUUCUUUUCUUCUUAUUUGAGCCCUGAGUCUUAAUAUUACCAUUACCAUGAUUAUUAUUAUUAUUAUUAUUAUUAUUAUUAUUAUUAUUAUUAUUAUUAUUAUUAGAUUUAUCAUUAUUUAUAACUGUCGAUAUCAUAUAUAUUAUUUUCUUAUUCUUAUUACUAAUUUUAUUCUUAAUAUCUAUUGCCAUUAGUAUACUAGCCUUGUGCCUGUGUAAGAAAUUGUUUAUUGUUAUCAUUAUUAUUAUUAUUAUUAUUAUUAUUAUUAUUAUUAUUAUUAUUAUUAUUAUUAUUAUUAUUACAAUAAAGGAAUAAUAACUGACUUUUU
Molecule: messenger RNA, 2390 nt
Organism: Octopus bimaculoides (California two-spot octopus)
Lineage: Eukaryota; Metazoa; Mollusca; Cephalopoda; Octopoda; Octopodidae
Product: major egg antigen
Biological process (GO): negative regulation of apoptotic process; response to heat; protein refolding
Cellular component (GO): cytoplasm; nucleus
Source: RefSeq, a predicted model, not a curated record